This is a messenger RNA of Penicillium brevicompactum, 594 nucleotides long. RefSeq names its product DUF3245 domain-containing protein. The record is from RefSeq and is a predicted model, not a curated record. The transcript has 2 exons. The coding region runs from base 1 to 594 and encodes 197 amino acids. NCBI's taxonomy places the organism in Eukaryota, Fungi, Ascomycota, Eurotiomycetes, Eurotiales, Aspergillaceae.
AUGUCGCUCUCAAAAAGCGAAUCAGACGUGAUUCUCAACCGAGCCAAUGUCGCUCUAUCCCGAAGUCAACGCCUCGUAGCCUCAUGGCUCCCCGAAAAACCCUCCGACGAACCAACAAAAACCGACGAAGAGCUCCAAAAGGAAGAAGAUGAGAUCUUCACCGCAGUCCCAGAGACACUCGGCGUCGGUGCCCCCCUCCCUCAAAAAGCCGCCGACGGAAGCUGGAACCGCAGCGAUCUAGACUCGAACGACAAGCUGCGCAAACAACUUCUGGGCAAGAACUAUGAUCGCGUUAUGAAGGCUGCUGCGGAGGAGAAAGCUGCUGCUAAGGCUGCGAGCGCGAAGCCUGUUGUUGAAUCUACUGAGGAGAAAGAGGAGGAGUAUGAUGAAGAAGAUGGGCGUGCGGCGAUGUUGUCUAAGCCGAAGAAGAGGAAGGGUGCGCCUGGUGUGCAUCCUGCGGUGUUAGCUGCUGAAGCGGAGGCGGAAGCUGCUGGGGCUGGGGAUGCGAAGGGCCCGCGGAAAGGGAGGAAGAAGGCUACGAGUUAUUUGGAUGAACUUCUGGCUGAGAGGUCGAAGAAGAGGAAGAAGAGGUGA